UGUCACCUCAUAGGGGAGUCGAAACGCACGUCGAGUUUCACCAGCCUCUCAUUUUGCGCCGCCGGCCCCUCGCAGCAGCGCCGCCAGUCAUGUUCGGAGAAGGCCUCAGUCGCUGUUGCCGCGGCCCCAGGCUCUGCUGACCGACCCGCUGGGCCUCCUGAAGGUGGUGUUUUCGGAUUCAACCUUGGUGGAAACGCAGGUGUCCAGACUGGCGACGUUCCCUCAGCUGGCGUACCAGGCAGCAAGAAGGCCAGAACCGAUGGAGGAGCCGAGGAUAUGUUCGUCGAUGACGACGAGGUGGCCGACCCAGAGUUGGAGCCCGUUGGCGCGCAGGUUUCCGAGGGCACGCGUGCCCCAGCAGCCGCUCCUGGAGCCCUUGAGCCAGGUGAGGCUCGUUUUUUUUUCCCCGCUCUCACUUCGGAUUUCCGCGCCGCCAUGGCCGAUUCGGUCGCUCCGCUCGAAAAGAAGGCAUAUAGCUGCGUCGUUGAGGUUGAGAAGACAGAGAAGGUAGCUGCAGACAUGCGCCAGGAGCUUGGCGAGCUCCUAGCACGAGUCGGAGUUCUUGCGCAUGGGCGCUCUGGAGGCGGCACGGGAUCCGCUACCGCUGGCCGCGCUGGAGAGGAGUCUGUUCGCAGCGGGGGAGACAGCGCCGAUGGCUCGUCCAUCGGCCCACUCGUUUUCCGCACCCCCGGAACAAGAGGCAAACUUUAUGUGUUGGUGGUUUCGAGUACACGGAAGGUGUGGAGCUCUCUAACGACUUGCAGAACGCGUUGCAGGGAUGCAAUUUGCGCGUCCGACCCCGACCGCCAUGCCGAUCGCUGCCAGGACUUCGAAGAUUGCGAGACAUUGCUGAGAUCACGCCCUCCGAGUUUCACUCCGGCGUCAUGUGUGGAUGUGAGCGCUUCUUCUGAUGUGGACCGACCUCCGACGACGGCGGCGGCGCCUUUCGCAGCCGGCGCGGUCUCCUGGAAGUCCGACGCCUUCAGGGAGAUGAUUGUCUGCAAUGACCUCUUCUCGAGCAGCGCGUGGAGCGAACCGCUGGCGGGCAGAUGCGCGCUUCCACGACGGCGAGCACGAGGCCCGACGCGUCGAUUUCAUUGGCAUCGGCGAGGACUUGCCUCGCCGAUCCUGCGACUGCCAGCCCCGUCAUUGCUCGAUAUGGACGAGCGACCACUGUCCAUUCGUCCUUCGCUUUUUCGCCAGUCGGCGACCGCGCCCUGUCUUUGCGCCGAAUGUCGCCUGUUCUUUUAA
Molecule: messenger RNA, 1251 nt
Organism: Prorocentrum cordatum
Lineage: Eukaryota; Dinophyceae; Prorocentrales; Prorocentraceae
Source: the annotation of a GenBank genome assembly